Messenger RNA from Strongylus vulgaris, 300 nucleotides. NCBI's taxonomy places the organism in Eukaryota, Metazoa, Nematoda, Chromadorea, Rhabditida, Strongylidae. The record is from the annotation of a GenBank genome assembly.
AUGGAAGACCACCAGCUUAUUGUCGAAACAUCUUACUUAUUGACGAAUUCCAAUCCGUAUCUUGACUAUCCUCGCCCAAUGCUUCAAAAAACCGUUCCUGUUGGAGGGAUCACUGUUCCUUCUGAUUUGCGAAAGCAUAAGUUGCCAAAGAAGUGGGACGGGAUACUUGAUAAACGCAACCAUACGGUACUGGUAUCCUUUGGUUCGGCGGCAAAAGCGAUGUACAUGCCUAGCAGAUACAAGUAUGCAAUCCAAAUUGGUAAAUCGAAAUUUGAGACAAACCAGAUUAGAAUACUGUAA